AUGUGCAGGACUGUUCUUUUCAAAUACGAGCGUUGCCAGCACCUACAGCCCUGGGAGGAGGCAAUGUACACCCAGCGAUGCCUUUCUUAUCAGGCUCAUGAGGUAUGUGAGGGGCUCGUUGGGCUUGAGGUUCCCUUGGAUAGGCCUUGUGAUUUCUGCGUCGACGAUCCACUUGCGUACGAGCAGCUAACAUGGAUUGAAGAACUUUCUGAUUAUGCACCUACUGAAGCACGAAAACGCUUUGAGACAGUCCUUAGGAGCCAUCCAAGCAUCGGUCAGACAACAAUAAAAGAUCCGUCUGGCACAGAGCAUCCUUAUGAUCCAGAGAGCAGACACGAUUGGAAUUUCAGAAUGCCAAUUGCAGAUCUUGAGUUUAUCCAUUAUCUGGACGCCGGUCUCCAUAUGACCAUGACGGAAAUGUUUGGAGAAAAUCAAGUCCUAUCGAUGGAGUUGAUCAACUGGUACGCUAAGAUCCGCACGGUAUAUCGACGAGCACUCGCCAGGUUCAUAAUUGACGAAAGAGUGAAUGGAUUUGUUCAACACCGUCUAGAUUAUCGCCCCGGUAGACACACCGAUAUCUUGUGUGACCGUCUCUGCGGCAUAUCGACCAUGAUACCCAACACCUCUCCCGAACUCCACGGCGAGGAUUGUCCUUAUUGUCUCGAACCACUUUACCAAUCUACUGAACAAGCUAUCAGACUUCCGUGUGGGCGGCACCUCAUCGGUCUGGAGUGUACGAGACAAUGGAUCUCGUGCUGGGAUUUUAGGUCGCCAUUGCGGGUUUGUAUACUGUGCAAUACCGAUUUCGACAUCACGAAACCAGUCCAUUUCGCUGCGCGGGAAACAUUGCCCGGGUUCGAGCCAGCUCCAGAUGGGGUUGUACCAGGGUCAGAUGCGGUGGAGCCGUUCUUAGACAAUUUGAUUGACAAGCGCGUAGCUUCAGGUAUUCAUGAUGAUACUCCCAGCCCUUGGUGGGUAAAUCUUCUUCGAGAGUAUGCAUAG
Molecule: messenger RNA, 1002 nt
Organism: Glarea lozoyensis ATCC 20868
Lineage: Eukaryota; Fungi; Ascomycota; Leotiomycetes; Helotiales; Helotiaceae
Product: RING/U-box
Exons: 1
Coding region: 1-1002 (333 amino acids)
Source: RefSeq, a predicted model, not a curated record